ACUAAUGUAAUAAGAAAAUGCUGAAAUCUCUCACUGAACCACACAGCCAGUUUCUGCAGCCAUAAUAUGAACCACACAGCCAGUUUCUGCAGUUGCUAGAUUCCAACUAGUAGUUUCGUUCAAAGGGAGAAAAUGAGAUCCAAUUAAAUCGUCUAAUAUUAACGUUGUCUUAAUGGUUUUUAUCAAACCUAUAAACCAUUUUAUAGUCUCAAACAAGUCACAGUCAAUAUCAGAAUGAACACAGGUAAACUUAUGGCCACAGUCACCUUUAAGCUAUCUUUAUGGUCUCAAACAUGUCGCAGCCAAUAUAUCCAGUAUAAUAAUUAGGGUAACUGGAUAUAUUAUUUGAUGUUGAACAUAGGUAAACUUCUCUGCACAGAAGUCUUCAUUUUUUGUCUUUGAACAGAAGUCUACUAACAUAAAAAUUUACGAAAAAAACAAAAUAAAUUUAGAGACAAAUCAAAACGAAAAGCAAAAGUGAUCACUUUCAAAGCGGAAUAGUAGACAGAAGAGUCUAAGAGCACAACUCCAAAUAAUCUUCUAGCUAGAGAUAUGAAUUAAAAGGCUAUAUUCACUUAGUCUUAGUUGUUUUUAUCAAACAUAUAAACCUAUAGUAUCAAACAACUUACAAUCAGUAUCAUAGUUAAAAGAUGUUAAUAAUACUAAAUAGAAACAGAGAAUCUCAAAAUAUUGUGACAAAAAAAAAAGAGAAUCUCAAAAUAAUAAAACAAUAACACUCUCGAGCUAAUACUGAAAUAUAAGUAAUCAGUGUAAUUGGAUAUAUUAUUUCAUGUUGAACACAGGUCAACUUAUGUGAACAAAAGUUUUAAGUUUUGUCCUCUUUGAAGAGAAGUCUUGAAAACCUUAAAUUUACGGGAAAAGUGAAAACAAUUUGGAGAACAAUCAAAAUGUGUGUGUGGAAACCAAUCUAACAUACAAACAAAAUAUACUCAAAAAGAAAUUGGAUUUUAUACAACUACACGAUAUAAUAUUCUGGAGUUAUAUAUUAAAAGCCGCUUAGAUAUGCAGAUGGGUAAAUUUAACUUAGUAGUUUUCCAAAUCUAUCUUACCACUCGACCGGUUAACCAUACUAGUUAGUGUAACUGGAUAUAUUGUUAUUUCAUGUUAAACAUAGUUUAAAUCAUGUCAACAAAUUAAAAGUCUUUAUUUUUUGUCACUGAUGAACAGAAGUCUACGAAGAUUAAAAUUUAACGAAAAACAAAAACAAAUUUUAGAGACAAAUCAAAAAAGAAAACAAAAGUGAUCACUUUCAAAGCAGAAUAUAUAGUAGACACAAGAGUGUAAUAGUAAUAUCUCCUCACUCUCUUUUUCGACGUUAUAUAAACUCUCUUGCAUCUUCCAGUUUUCCACACAAUUCACAAAACAUGUCUCCUUCGUUUCUCUCCUCCACUACUUUCUUCUUUACCAUUAUACUCUAUUUGGGUCUCUUCCAUGUCUCUAAUGGAGCUCAACAAGGAACAUACAUCGUUCACAUGGCAAAAUCUCAGAUGCCCUUGAGCUUCGACCACCACUCUCUCUGGUACGAUUCCUCACUCCGGUCCGUCUCUGAAUCAGCUGAAAUGCUCUACACUUACAACAACGCGAUUCAUGGAUUCGCCACUCGGCUUACUCCCGAAGAAGCCGACUCCCUCAUGACCCAACCUGGUGUCAUCUUGGUUCAACCAGAGCAGCGGUACCAGUUACACACAACUCGGACUCCACUGUUCCUUGGACUCGACGGACACAACGCAGGCCUAUUUCCUGAAACCGCUACAUCAAGCGACAUCGUCAUCGGGGUUCUCGACACAGGUGUUUGGCCAGAGAGCAAAAGCUUCUCCGACGAAGGAUACGGUCCAAUUCCGUCUACAUGGAAAGGCGGAUGCGACUCUGGGACUAACUUCACAUCGCUCUGUAACCGCAAACUAGUCGGAGCUAGGUUCUUCGUUCAGGGUUACGAAGCAGAGUAUGGAGUAGUCAACGAAGAGUCGAGAUCGCCCAUAGACGACGAGGGUCACGGAACACACACGGCGUCAACCGCGGCUGGAUCAGUCGUGGAAGGAGCUAAUCUUCUAGGCUUCGCUAAUGGGACGGCUCGUGGGAUGGCUCCUCGGGCUAGAGUGGCUGUUUACAAAGUUUGCUGGAAAAUUGAAUGCGUGAGCUCAGACAUUUUAGCUGGAAUGGAUAAAGCCAUCGAAGAUAAUGUCAACGUUCUGUCGUUAUCUAUCGGUGGUAUAUCAACAAGUUAUAAAGACGAGAUUGCCAUUGGAGCAUUCGCAGCCAUGGAAAGAGGGAUCUUUGUUUCCUGCUCUGCUGGUAAUGAUGGCCCCUACCCUUACACUUUAUCGAACCUAGCUCCAUGGAUUACUACUGUUGGUGCUGGUACCAUAGAUCGUGAUUUUCCGGCACUAGUAACUCUUGGCAACGGGAAGAGUUACACUGGAGCUUCCUUGUUUGAAAAAGAUGCUCUUCCGCCUAAAAUGUUGCCGUUUAUUUACGCCGGGAAUGCUAGCAACAAUGCUACUUAUGACAUUUUUUGUUUUCCCGGAACAUUAAUUCCCGAGAAGGUAAAAGGAAAGAUCGUGAUGUGCGAGAGAGGAGGGAUCCGAGCUGCGAAAGGAGAGGUGGUGAAAGCUGCUGGUGGAAUCGGAAUGAUUCUUGCGAAUCCCCCUAGUAGAGGAGAAGAGCUUGCGGUGGAUGCUCAUGUGUUACCGACGACCAAUGUGGGACAUAAAGCUGGUGAGAUUAUCCGGAGUUACGUCAUGACGGAUCCGAAUCCCACCGCUUCGAUUGUGAUCCAAGGAACGGUCGUCAACGUCAAGCCCUCUCCUGUGCUUGCAGCUUUUAGCUCACGAGGCCCUAAUCACAUAACGCCAAACAUUCUCAAACCGGAUUUGAUCGCUCCGGGAGUCAAUAUCCUCGCCGCGUGGACGGGAGCUGUGGGACCUUCCGGACUCGCUUCCGAUACUAGCCGCGCAGAGUUCAACAUCAUCUCGGGAACGUCCAUGUCUUGCCCUCACGUCAGCGGCUUAGCGGCUCUUCUCAAGUCUGUGCAUCCAGAUUGGAGCCCAGCGGCGAUUCGUUCGGCUCUCAUGACCACCGCUUACAAUACCUACAAAGACGGAACCCCGAUCCUCGACGUCUUGACGUUGAAACCUUCAACACCGUUUGGGCACGGUGCAGGACACGUGUCACCUGCGACUGCCGUCAGUCCAGGACUCAUCUACGAUCUAACGACGGUGGACUAUAUAGGUUUCCUCUGCGCAAUGAAUUACAAUUCGUCGCUGAUCAAAAUCAUAUCGAGAGGCAAUUACGCUUGCGAUGCAAGCAAAACGUACACCGUCGCUGAUCUAAACUAUCCGUCCUUCGCCGUCAACGUCAACGGAUCUGACACGUACAAGUACACACGCACGGUCACAAACGUUGGAGGAGCUGGGUCAUACUCGGUUAAAGUAACGUCGGAGACAACUGCAGUUAAGAUUUCGGUUGAACCGGCUGUUUUGAAUUUCGAAGAAGUGAACGAGAAGAAAUCGUAUGCGGUGACGUUUACCGUUGACUCGUCUAAACCGUCGGGGUCUAACAGCUUUGGCAGCAUCGAGUGGUCAGAUGGGAAAAACAUGGUGGCCAGUCCGGUGGCAAUUAGCUGGACAUAGUAGACAAAUUAUGACUAACUUGAGAAAGAAGAAAGGCGCGCAGAUAUAUUGUAAUGCCGUUUUCAUAAGAGCUCUGUUUAGCAAAACGACAUGCAGUCAAAUUAUCACGAGACUUGAAUAAUGAAAGUAAAAAACGUUCCAUGAUUA
This is a messenger RNA of Raphanus sativus (radish), 3797 nucleotides long. RefSeq names its product subtilisin-like protease SBT1.7. The transcript has a single exon. The coding region runs from base 1386 to 3650 and encodes 754 amino acids. Gene Ontology annotation, molecular function: serine-type endopeptidase activity. Gene Ontology annotation, biological process: proteolysis. The record is from RefSeq and is a predicted model, not a curated record. NCBI's taxonomy places the organism in Eukaryota, Viridiplantae, Streptophyta, Magnoliopsida, Brassicales, Brassicaceae.